GCGAAACCCCGUCUCGAGUCCGACGCCGUCCGUCGCCGCCUCGUGCCGUCCUUCUCCUACCCUACCCUACUGCUUGCCCAUCCCCCCACCCACCCCGACUCCCCCCUUCCGCUCCCCCUUCUCACUGCUCGCCCAACCCCAAAGCCCCCGCCUCUCCGCGAAUUCCUCCCCGUCGGCUGCCCCCUGAUCCGGCUUCGGGUCCCGUGGAUCCACGCGCCGCCUCCUCCCGGCUGCGGCGGCGGUUUUUCCCCAGGAUUUACGGCGCCGGAAGUGGCGAGAUUCGCCGGCUCAGAUCUGGUGGUGGUCCGCUCUCAGGAGCAGUGUGUUCGCGGCCGGAUCUGCAUUUCCACGGAGGGGAUUAGUGUGGAGGAGACGACGCCCUCUGUGCUGGCUCCGUUCGGCUCCUCGGCUGUAGAUCUGGAAGGACUCUGGGUGAUCGGCUGUUGCAAGCUGCCUCAGGUGUAUUGGAGAGUCACCUCCUCACCGAAACAUCAUCGUCGCAAGAAUAACCGGACAUGGAGGCUCUUGUGGUUAUUCCAGAGCAGCGCAACCACCACCACCGCCACCCUGGUCCCCGUAGCAAGCCAUCGGGACCACACUUCACAUCACCGUCUUCAUCUCGUGGCUUCCGCGGAAUGAACUGCAGGUCUUUCCACUCUGGUGGAUGCAUAGGUGUCCUCCCUCCCUCACCACCCCCACCUGCCCGCACAUACUCAUCACCAGAGGCCAAGACACCCAAGCAGCAGCAGCAGCUGCUGCGUCAUGGUGGCAAGCGCACUCGACCCAUUUCCAUAAGCCCAUCCACAUCUCCUCCAUCCCAAUCUGAGCUGUGGGCAGGCCCGGCGUUCUCCAACUCACCACCUCCCAGUUCACUGCCCAUCCCUAAGUUCUCCCUCUGCCAGAAACGCAGUAUCUCUCUUGAGCUACCACCUGCUGAGCCCUCUGAUGACGUGGAGGUUAGACCGCAUGCUAAAUCAGCUCCUUCAUCCCCGGUUGGGGGAUCAGGGUAUGAUUUCUUCAGUGACAAUGAAACUGCUACUGCUAUAGCAACAGAGAAUCUGAGGAGGAUUCUCCAGUUGGAUAUCGCUGAUUGAAUGGGAGGAUGGAAGGGUGGUUCCUGUGUACAUAGGUUAUCUUUCACUGACAUCUUUUCUACCUGCAUAGUAGUGUAUAGGGUAAUGGUAAUAGAUACCUGGUGGUUGUAAGAUAUGGUCAGGAUCAUGGUGGUGUAGUUCCUACUUCCUAGGACAGUUCAAAGUGACACUUCUGUAUUGGGUGUUAUGGAGGUGAUUCUAGGUUAAGGAUUGGGUGGACGGCAGUUGAUAGUAUUAAUGUAUAUGCUUCCUUCAUUUCUUAGUUGUAGAAUUUAAGACCUCUGCAUUGUUUGCAUCCACAGUCCCCAAUCAGACAUCACAUAUUUGUAGGAUAUACCUGCAUUUAGUGCGUCCUGCAUAUCCUUGCAUACUUAUUUCCUUCUAUCCUCUAGCCAACUGAUUCCCACUCUUUAACUAUCCUGGUUUUCUGGUGCUCUGCAAAGAACACUAUCUCCUCACCAGCUCUUCUAUUAUUUUUGCAAGGAAGAAGCUGGGUGGAAGAUGCAAGAAGCCCUUGUUCUCUCUUCCUCCUAUUCCAAUACUAACUUCCCUAUGCAUUCCUGUCACUUAUCUGCAUACCAUGCAUCUCCAUAUGUUGAAGCCUCACCUAGUCGUCCUUGCAUCGCAUCUAGCAUCAAUCCUUCAGUUACCUGCAUGCUCAUUCAUUCCCCACUAUAAGUUCAUGGACCACUUUAGGAGUACUGAUUUUCUUCAAGCCUCGAAUGAUCCUGAGGGAAAGUCAGACUCUGAAGCCCUGCACUUCAUGCAACACCUGAUGAGGUUUGGUUGCGUGCAAUGUUCUACCCUGUUCUGCAGUUACGUAAUGCCCUAGUUCCUGCUAGUGUCACAUGCAUGCUCUGGAGAGCCUUGUAGGGUUAGCACUAGCAGCGAAGCAGCAGUAUUUGCUGGAUCUGGACUAUUAGUUAUCUGAAAUGCCAAGUUUGGUUGCUUGUCUCAUGUUAUGGUGUUAUCAGCAGAUACUUGUGUUUUGUGUUAGUUUAUGUGAUAAUGGUUCUAUGCUAAAGACUAGUUCACGUUACAACUAGAAACUCUGUUGCUCUCAGGCAAAUUAUAUCAAGUUUACUUUGUUAAAUUCAUCAGAAGGUGUUUGUCA
Molecule: messenger RNA, 2208 nt
Organism: Panicum virgatum (switchgrass)
Lineage: Eukaryota; Viridiplantae; Streptophyta; Magnoliopsida; Poales; Poaceae
Exons: 4
Coding region: 516-1094 (192 amino acids)
Source: RefSeq, a predicted model, not a curated record